UGAGUACCAUACUAAUUAUGGUUCCCUUCUUGCCCUCAAUUUUUCCUGGAAGGAGCCAUCACAAUGUCAAUGGUUUCGUCCGAGCACGCCUUGUUCUUCUUCGUGUUCUCCAUCACCUUUCUCAUCUCAAGGCCUAGUUCAGUUAUCGCUGGAUCACCCCACAGCAUCAAUUUCAGGUCGCUGAAUCUCUACCCGGAAGGCCUAGCUUGGGACCGAUUGGGUCAGCACUUUCUCGUUGGAUCACUCAAUCAACGGGUCAUCUCAGCCGUCUCUGACGCCGGCGUUGUUGAAACCUUUAUCUCUGACCCUUCAUUCCCUGAAAAUGUUACCUUUUCUGGUCUCGCCGUCGAUUCCCUUAAGAAACGCCUCCUAGUUGUCGUCCAUGCUCGGGAGCCUCUCCCACCUUUCAACGCCCUAGCCGCCUACGACCUCCGUUCUCGUCAACGUCUUUUCCUGUCUACUCUCAACGCAGCCAUCGACGACGAUGAGUCCACCCCUCCAAUUGCAAACGACGUCGCGGUGGAUUACAAGGGUAAUGCCUAUGUCACCAACUCCGCCGGUAACUACAUCUGGAAGGUCAACGAGAAAGGAGAGGCCUCGAUCUUCUCGAGAGCGCCACAGUACACAGCUCAUCCUGUGGACCGGGAUACACCGUAUAGUUCCGUUGGGCUGAAUGGGAUUGCUUAUGUCUCCAAGGGGUAUCUGCUGGUGGUGCAAUCCAGUACGGGCAAGAUGUUCAAGGUAGGUGAGGAUGAUGGGAGGGUGAAGCUGGUGUUGUUGAACGAGGAUUUGACUGGUGCGGACGACAUAGCCAUCCGGAGUGACGGCGUCGUUGUUGUUGUCUCCCCCGUGAAUAAGCUAUGGCUUUUGAAAAGCCAAGAUAGUUGGGCGGAGGGAGUAGUGUACGAUAAGAUUGAUCUUGAUUUGGAGAGGUUUCCUACGUCGGUUGCCGUGGGGGAAAGGGAUAGAGUGUAUGUGUUAUAUGGAAAUGUGAACGAGGGGGCAGUGGAGAAUUCAGGGAGGGAGAGUUUUAGUAUACAAGAAAUGAGAUCAAAGAAGGAGGAUGAAGACGAUAAUAUUUGGAUGUUCAUCUUGAUUGGGUUAGGCUUGGCUUAUUUCUUGUUUUGGAGGUUUCAGAUGCGCCAGCUUGUGACCAAAAUGGACAAGAAGAUUAAUUAAUCCCCACAGUUGUAUACGUUUCUUCCCCCAUUUUGUUAUUUACAUGUUCAGUAAUUGUACAUUUGCUAAUCUGUCUAACAUCGAAAUUAUUUUGAAACUUAAUAGUUCGUUUCUAGUCAUGAUAUGAUCCUUUAUUGCAAUGUGGAAUGCUUUUGCGCGUUG
Messenger RNA from Neltuma alba, 1341 nucleotides. RefSeq lists its product as uncharacterized. The coding region runs from base 64 to 1179 and encodes 371 amino acids. NCBI's taxonomy places the organism in Eukaryota, Viridiplantae, Streptophyta, Magnoliopsida, Fabales, Fabaceae. Gene Ontology annotation, cellular component: endoplasmic reticulum. The record is from RefSeq and is a predicted model, not a curated record. The transcript has a single exon.